AUGUCUCAGGAGCUUGAUAUAUUCCAAUCAAACGAUGUGGAUAGACUCUAUACAAUAGCGGCGCGGUUGUUCCGUCGACGUGCGUUUGAUUACUACCUUACCGCUCAACAGUUGGCGGUGCUGAACCGGAAUGCGAAGGAGGAGAAUAAUCACAAGAGGGAAAAACCGCAUAAUGACGGACACGAAUCUAAACUGGACGACGAUAAGAGUAAAGACGAGGUGAUAGUUGAUGUAUCGUUACCCGAGGGUGUGGAUUCAGGUAGAGCGUUGGCGUUAAAGGUUCGUUAUAUCCUUUGGGAUAAGGCAAUUGACCUUUUGUAUGAUGAGAAGAAUGCAGAGGAGUAUGAAUUGUUUGAACCGGAAGAUGAUGGGAACACAGAACAGAAAUCCGAGGUUGACAAAACUACAGCUGUGAGAGAAGUUGACGAAGAUGAUGAAUAUGACGACGAAGAUGAAGACGAAGGAGAUGGAGAAAAAAAGACUGCAAACUCUGGAGCUGCUCCGGCUGAGCCAACAGAUGAAUUGACAGUUGAUGAAUCAGGUAACACGGUGCUUGAGGUACCCAUUGUUCCAACCACAGAAACUUCUCAAUUUGACAAUAAAAAACUCAUUGAAAACUUCAACAAGAUCUACCACAACUUUGAAAGCGAUAAGGAUACACUGAUCAAAAGAAGGAAACUUGAGGAGAACGAUAAACUCCUUGAAAAUGACACCUCAAACCCUAAAGACCUUAUCUCGAUGAACCUGGGUGCAGCAAAUCUCUCUUUGAAACAUUUGCUGCGCGCAAUUGACGAUCAAAAGGAUAGACUCCAAUUACAAGACAAUGAACUUCGUCAGUUGAUCAUGGAUGUGAGAAAGAAUCGUUCCAAAUGGGCGUCAGAUGAUAAGAUUGGCCAGGAGGAGCUCUAUGAAGCCUGUGAGAAAGUUGUUAUGGAGCUGAGAAACUAUACAGAACAUUCGACGGCAUUUUUGAACAAAGUUUCAAAGAGAGAAGCACCAAACUAUUAUCAGAUUAUUAAAAAACCAAUGGACCUGAAUACCAUCUUGAAGAAACUUAAAGGGUUCCAAUACAAGUCAAAAUCUGAGUUCAUGGAGGAUGUUUUGUUAAUUUGGAAAAACUGCUUGACUUACAACUCCGAUCCCCGUCAUUUCCUUAGAGUGCAUGCCAUUGCAAUGCAGAAGAAAUCAUUACAACUAUUACCAUUGAUACCGGAUAUCACUAUAAGAGACAGGGCAGAAGUGGAAGCGGAAGCACAUAUCGAUGAGCCAGGUACACCUGUACCACAUGCUAGAACUUCAUCGAAAAAAGGCAAGAAGAGAACACGUAAUGGGGAGAUCAAAGACGAAUCUAAGGAGGAAACUCCUGCACCAACUACAAUGACAAAUGUUGAAACACCAGCGGCAUCGACAACAACAGCAACCACUACCAAUACGACUAAUGCUAUUAAUACUACCACUGCUACUGCGCCAAAUUCAACAGCAGCAUUGAUAGCGAAUGGCGUUGGUGUAACGAGUGGUACUCCGACACCUGCACCUAACACAUCUACGAUAAACGAUGCUACUGAAUUAGAAGAUGAUGACAACGGUGAAACUAAUGAAUAUCUGAAUACAGAGGAUAACGACAAGGAUGAUCUAGAGAUCCAAACAUGGAAGAACUUCACUUCCAAGACAAGAUCUGAUUUUUGUAUUAAAAGAUCAGAGCUUUUCAGAGAUAACACUUUGAACCCUGAUAGCGAUGCCAUUUUGAGAGAUCCGAAGAAAUUGAGAAACUUUGAGAGUUAUCUAAAGCAUUAUUCAGAGGCAAGACGACACAUUUUUAACCCUUCUGCAAAAACCACUGAUGACGACCUGUACUUGAUUGAAUACGACAUUGCUGGUGGGCUCCCUGCCUUACCGUAUGUUGGGAUGUCUGAAGAAGAGACUGACCAAUACGAAGCUAAACUUGCUGAAAAAGUCAUGCAAGAAGGUUUAAAACCCUCAGAAUUCAUAUCUACUGAUGGUGGUCUCAAUGCUGUCAUUAAUGAUAAUAUCCAUGAGAUGCAACAGAUUAGACAGAUCUGCUUCAAGAUAUCAUUGAUCAGACAGAUGCAACAACAGACGUUCCUUCAUCAUACACAACUUCGUGCCCCUGAGAUUGAAAAGAUUGAUGAUUCUAUUGAUAUUGAUCCGGUAUCAAGACUGGAGAAUCAUGAAAAGAUGAACAAAGAGCUUAUGUUUUAUGUCAUGAAGAAGCGGGUAUCUAAAAUUGCGAUGCAAAGUGGAUUUGAGUCCACGGAAAUGUUUGCAAUUGACUGUUUAAGUGAGAUUGCGGGAUCGUUUUUGGACAAUUUGGUCAAGACGAUGAAACAGCACAUUGAAACCCCAUCACAGAACCAGGCGCAAAAGAAGAAAAACAUUCUAACUCUAUCGUUGUUAGAAAACGGUAUAAUAAAGCCAGAUGAAUUGCAUCAUUACGUUACAGAGUCUGUUUUGAAGCAAGGUACAAAGUUGAAAGAUUUGAAAGUGAAAUUGCAGUCCUUCUUGAAGCAGCUGUUGAGACCUGCGUUUGAGAUGACUGAAAAGACAUUUGCCGACGACUCUGAACAGUUCUUAUCUGGUGAGUUUUCGAAUGAGCUUGGUGAUGAUUUCUUUGGAUUUAAGGAGUUGGGUCUUGACAAGGAGUUUGGUAUGCUUGGAGGUAGUAUCCCAUUGCAUUUACUGCAAUCGAGAUUUGCUGAGACGAAUGCCAAUGACGAUAGUAAGGGCAUUAAACGUGAGGAAUUUGAGAGUGCACCGUAUCCACGUGUUAAACAAGAUCAGAUCGAAUUACAGAUCAAGCUGUUUCAACCGAUAUUGGAGGAGUGUUUACAAAAGACCAAAGUAUUCAAUAGUAAACAGUACAAGACAAAGAAAGAGACUUCUGAUUAUAUGGCCAAUGCUACGGAUGUUGUGAUUAUGGACGAUCUGGAUUACCCAAAGAAGCAUUCCAAACCAAAGUUGCCGCCUAAUGGUAAGAUUACCUCUUCAAAGAAGAAGAUUUUGCCAACAACGUUCUUCCUUCCUGAGGAAGAUGUUCCAGUUGUACAGUCGGGUCCUCUAACAGCUACUGGUGAUGACAAUCUUGCCAAUAAUACCACUGCUGUCAACGGUACUACGCCCCUAAUGUCCGAUAUUGCAGUUGAUGGUAUAACAACACCAACGAUAGAAAACUUUUGA
This is a messenger RNA of Williopsis jadinii, 3195 nucleotides long. It is a transcript of the gene SPT7, whose product is annotated as SAGA histone acetyltransferase complex subunit SPT7. The transcript has 2 exons. Gene Ontology annotation, cellular component: SLIK (SAGA-like) complex; SAGA complex. Lineage: Eukaryota; Fungi; Ascomycota; Saccharomycetes; Phaffomycetales; Wickerhamomycetaceae. The record is from RefSeq and is a predicted model, not a curated record. Gene Ontology annotation, molecular function: structural molecule activity; protein heterodimerization activity. The coding region runs from base 1 to 3195 and encodes 1064 amino acids. Gene Ontology annotation, biological process: regulation of transcription by RNA polymerase II.